AUGAUCAUGCGGUUGAAAAUUGCCAAGAUGUGGAAGUUGGCAUUUACCCUUCUUUUGUUCAUGAGCCUUUUGCUGCAAGAUAAAACAAUAGGAGCUACGCCUAUUGCACGAGAAGCUGAAGGCAAUAAGGAUAACCUCCUCCAGGAAAAUGAAGGUUCCACCAGGGGAACGACUCUAGAAAGUGCCGACGACAAUAGUUUUAUCACCGAAGACCCCAAUUUACCGGAAAAUGGUGGUUCCACCACUGGUUCAACGCCAGCAGUUGAUGGCGGCAAUUCCGAGGUCUUGAAUGACCAAGAAAAUGGUGGUUCCACCACUGGUUCAACGCCAGCAGGUGAUGACAGCAAUUCCGAGGUCUUGCAUGACCAAGAAAACGGUGGUUCCACAACUGGUUCAACGCCAGCAGGUAAUGACAGCAAUUCCGAGGUCUCGCAUGACCAAGACAAUGGUAGUUCCACCACUGGUUCAACGCCAGCAGGUAAUGACGGCAAUUCCGAGGUCUCGCAAGACCAAGACAAUGGUGGUUCCACCACUGGUUCAACGCCAGCAGGUAAUGGCGGCAGCGGUGACCCUGGAAACGACAACCAAGCACAAUUUGGAGUAGGUAUUUUAGGCACAGAUGAUGCAAUGAAAGGAGCCACCUCCGUUUUCGUCGAUGGUACCACUCAUGAAAGGAAUGAACUCCUGCUCGUGUUCACUGGCACCAACAUCGUCUACAAACUCUGCGAAGGCAAGGCUGUCGUCUCAUAA
Molecule: messenger RNA, 750 nt
Organism: Dibothriocephalus latus
Lineage: Eukaryota; Metazoa; Platyhelminthes; Cestoda; Diphyllobothriidea; Diphyllobothriidae
Source: the annotation of a GenBank genome assembly